Messenger RNA from Petromyzon marinus (sea lamprey), 3164 nucleotides. The record is from RefSeq and is a predicted model, not a curated record. NCBI's taxonomy places the organism in Eukaryota, Metazoa, Chordata, Hyperoartia, Petromyzontiformes, Petromyzontidae.
AUGUUGUCCCUUGAGGGGGAGGAGGAGGGGGGGGAGGAGGUGGACGAGGAGGUGUUGAAGGAGGAGCUGCAGACAGGCAUGGAACCCAGCUGGGUGCUCGAGUCGGCGUCGCAAGGGGACUCGGGGCGCUACCUCUGCUCCGGCUUCGACCUCGACUUCCCCGACCUCCCGCGGCACCAUGCGACCAUCAGCUUGCUCGUGCACUAUCUGGAGGACGUUUGGCUGAGCCCCGUGGGUCCCCUAACCGUGCUGCGCGGUCAGGACCGCGUCGCUCUCCUGCUCCACCAAGGGGUCGGCUCCAUCGAAUACACCUGGUGGAAGGUGGGCAACCUCACCCCCAUCGACGUCGUCGUGGACAUUGCCCCCGAUGACAUCCAUCAACGGGCACCGUGGGCUCCAGCGGCUGUCCGAGGGGCCACGAGCUGCACCUGGCCAACGCGGAGCUGGCCCACUCGGGCCUCUACAGGUGGCAACGCCACCGUUCCCAGCGUGCCCGCGGCUCUCCGCUCCGCCACCAUCAAAGUCUCCGUCGAAGACAAGCCAAGCAUUGUGGCGCUGGACACGGUCGUGUUGAGCUCCGUGGACCAGCAGCUGGUGCUGAGCUGCCAGGCCCAUGGGCCGCCCUCCCCAAUCCUCACAUGGAACAUCCUCACCGUGCCCCAGGAGCAGGCGUUCGCGAACGGCUCCGUGAGGAGCUCGGUGGAGGUCAUCGUGACCUCGGAGCUGAAAAGCCGCGGGGUCGCGUGCGUGGCCACCAACGCCCACGGCGAGAGCGAGCAUCGCUUCUUCUUCUCCACGGCUGACCCGACGCCCAUCGCUGCAACGGCAGCCCCGCAGAAUUCAUCGUCGUACCUGCUGCCCGUGGUGGUGGCCUUGGUGGUGACCGUGGUGCUGGUGAGCCUGCUGUUGCUGGGAGCCUACUACUGGUACAGGCGGCAGAGGUCGGGCUCCAGCAACAUAGACAGCAAGGCCAACAGCGGGCAGCGAGUACGGCCAAGCGGGGUGGAGGAGAAGAAGCCGCUUCAGGAUCGCUCUCCGGACGUGUGAGGAAACAGAUUCAAGUACUCUGCCUGAUGAUGAUGUGCACCACCUAUACAUGCAUCCUGAACGUUAGAGAGACGACCGAACAAGAACCUUGGCGUUUUUUCUCCUGAUGACGAUUGCUUGUGCUGCGAUCGAAACGUCGUAGUUUUUUGUUAUUUUUUUGUUAUUUUCUUUGAACCUAUCGACAUGACUUCACCAAAAGACCGAAGAAUAAGAAUCUUAGCGACCCGAACAACGCUGCAGAACCCAGUUGUGAAGGCGACGUGGAUAAUGUUGUACCCCGUGUCCUUUAUUGAGCCAGCUGAGAGCCCAUUUAGAUGGCUUCUUCAUUAGAGUCCUUAAUUGAUUCACGCAUGGGCCGAUUAAAAUUAUAUUUAAUUGUCCUUUAUUUAACCAAUGCAAAUUCAAUUUGUAGCCUUGAUGUAACCAAAUAUACGGCCCAAUUGAGUUUCAGUCCCUAGCCCGAUUUAACCAGCUGAGGCAUUAAUGGAGAUUUAGUAGUGUAUUGGCUUUACUUCACCAGGUGAGGCCCAAUUGAGAUCCAUGAUUAUUUUCCGGAGCAUCGUAUAAUUCGGAUCGUACGAUCGUGGUAACAAGAGUCGCGGAGCAAAUACAAGUUUAGUGCAACCUACUGUAUGGACAACAACGUCAGUCAUCAUACCUCGUAUCACAAGAUCGCUCUCUGUAUUUAUCAUUUAGCUCCUUAAUUACCUUUGCUUACCUUACUACUUAUCUCGAAUUGGCGAGGUAACGACGCACGUCCGUGGCGGCGAUGACGAUGGUUACUAGGAGCGUGUUUCCCUUUCGAUGGUUGCGCUGCUGGUGACGGGCAGAGCGGUGGUUUCUAUCGCGACGGCUUUCACUCUCUCGACCGACAGCUCCCUCGACUCUUGCCGAUCGCCCCGCGGGCCUCUUGCGAGCCGCCCUUAGCUCCCCGGCCCCUCCUCGACCAUCCCUAACACUCCCUAUCCCAAAAUCGAACCCCAACCGUCCCUAACCCUCACGCGAUCUCCCUGUGGCCGAGCUCUCUCCCCGCCCUUCGCCGCAACCUCGGCCUGCUCCACGUCCUGUCUGGUGGCCGCGGGGAGGCCGGGCGAGGCGAGGGCCACUCACCGCCGUCGUCCAGUGCCACUUUGAGCUCUUGGCGUUGGUGACGAUGAAGCGGUCCGCCUGGGAGAUGGAAUCGAACCCACGCGCUCAGCGUGCUGCUCACCGUUACGACACAGGCACUGUGGCAGCUUCCUUGCAUAUUCUUAAUAAUAAUGAUCAUUAAAAAUUGAUUAAGUCUUCGGAGUGUGUGAUGUUUUGCAAAUGUUUGGAUGUGAUUUUAUUUCACGAUAUAGUGAUCGUAGCAAAUAGGUUUUGUCCAAUGUAUACAGCUUACUUUUUAUAAUGUUUUUACGUAUCUUGAAUUGCAUUACCUAGAAUUGUUUCAGCGUAGCUUUGUCUUUUUAAAUUUAAGCUUGUUUCGAUCUUGUUUAUUCUGCUCAAGACGCAGAAACCAAGGGCGAGAAUCGUUAUCCUGUUAAAGUCUCCGUGGUCGUUCAUCGGUUGUGUUUUAUGGCGAUGCCAGUUCAAACGAUGCGGUUCUGAUUCUCUGCCUUGGAACGCACGGCGCUUGGAACGGCUGGCUUGGGACCGAGCUCCAGGAGGAUGAGUGACAAGGUGGGAUACGUGGUGAUGCUGCCGCUAGGUGGUGGCGCACAAGCACAAAUGGCGAAGACGUCUCAACACGCUCCAUGUCGGAACAACGCCGUGCGUGUGUGUGGCCUUAACAGGAAAAAUAUACAUAGGUGACGUUUCAGGCAAUGGCCCUUCAUUGCACAUGCAUAGAGGGGCCAGUAGAGGGACAGUGCACGAUGAGAGUUGGAGACGGAACUUGUUCAUACCAUGGGGAGACCGAUGAUCAUUACAUUAAAAAACAUGUUUUCUGCUGACACCAGUUUUUAAGUAGGGGUAUGAAUUGUUACCUAAUGGUAACUAAGUGUUUUUGGGAGACGUUGAAUCCAUUCGUAAAUCUCGUGAAGGCAGUGCAUCACCGAGUAUCGGACAAAAAAAAUUCAAGUCCUAGAGGAAUGAUUAUUUCUGCCAACCUGACAAUAAAACUGCGUUUAUAUAUA